UUGAAAUUCCCAGGGCACGGCACACUAGCGUUUCAGUCAUCAAACCCUAAAACAGUAAAAAAUGGGAGUAGAGAAGGAAGUGGUCAGAGCCGGAAAUGGACCCAAACCACAACCUGGUCAAACUGUCACCGUCCACUGCACUGGUUACGGGAAAAAUAGAGACCUGAGUCAAAAGUUCUGGAGCACUAAGGAUCCAGGCCAGCAGCCUUUCUCUUUCCAGAUUGGUCAAGGAAAAGUUAUCAAAGGAUGGGAUGAAGGAGUACUGGGCAUGCAAUUGGGAGAAGUUGCUCGAUUAACGUGCACCCCUGAUUAUGCUUAUGGUGCUGGUGGAUUUCCAGCAUGGGGUAUUCAGCCCAACUCAGUUCUGGUUUUUGAGAUUGAAGUCCUAGGUGCACAGUGAGCAUUUUCCCAACAUUUGGGCAAUUCUCAGGGAGCUGUUGUACUCUUUGCAGUAGACCGUUUGGUGAUUGUUAGAAAUAAUAUUUUGGCACUUGCUAUGAGAGCUUGAGGGUAUCUUUACUGCCCAUGUACUCUUUGCAUUAUGCAACUUAUUGAAACAGGUUGAGGCAUUAAUAAAUGCUUUCUAGCUUUUCUCUGGAUAA
Lycium ferocissimum is the source of this 602-nucleotide messenger RNA. RefSeq names its product peptidyl-prolyl cis-trans isomerase FKBP12. Gene Ontology annotation, molecular function: peptidyl-prolyl cis-trans isomerase activity. Lineage: Eukaryota; Viridiplantae; Streptophyta; Magnoliopsida; Solanales; Solanaceae. The transcript has 5 exons. The coding region runs from base 62 to 400 and encodes 112 amino acids. The record is from RefSeq and is a predicted model, not a curated record.